GGCAGCAGCACCAGCGGCAGCAGUAGUAGCAGCAGCAGCAGCAGCAGCAGUAGUGGCACCAGCGGCACCAGCAGCAGCAGCACCAGCACCAGCGGCGGCAGCACCAGCACUAGCAGCAUUAGCAGCAGGGACUGGAAGGACUUUGUUAAAGCAGACCUGUCGUCAGACGCCUCCCCCGCUGUGUCAAGUGAGGCUACUUCCAGGAUGUUGACCGAAAAGGCCAGAACGCCCCAGGACAGCACCACCUUCCAGCAAGGAGACGCUUCAUCCUCGAUGUCCCACGCAGCCGUCCACACUGACAGCACCUACACUUCCACCACCAUCACCCGAGCUGGGGAGAGGAACCUGCUGUCUGUCACCUCCUCUUCCAGCAACAGCACCUCCUCUGCCUUUACGGAGGACUCCAGUUACCACCCCUCUACCUUGGGUUUUUCUGCUGGGUCUACAGAGACUGAGGACUACACCCGCAGUGCCCCGUCCACCAGGACGGACAGCGGGGACACAACAGACCAUCACAUGACCCACUCCUUCUCAGAGACUGGGAGCCCAGAGGCGUCCAGAGGAACCCAAAGCUUAAACAGACGACCUAACGUCACCCAGCAUCACCACACCUCCACUUCAGAAGAGACUCCUGACUCGACACCACCUUUCAGAGUGACGGAGCCCAGCACUGACCACUCUGAAGCAUCUGUUUCCUCCACACCUCCGGUCACCUCUCCCGCAGAAGGUCCUGCAAACGUCUCGGGGACGGAGCAGGAGUCGGGCUCUAGUGUCGGAACUUCCACUGAGUCCUCCACUGGGGUCCACAGCUCCAGCCCUCAGAACCAGCAGGGCACCGAGGGGGUCUCAUCCCAGACGAGUGAACAAAGCUCGGGCUUCGGCCUGACCACAGGACCCCCAAUGGUCAGCAGCAGCACACCUGAACUAGAUGACUCUCUAACAGUCACUCCAGUGUUGGUUUAUGAUGUCCCCCUCACCACCACACCUGUCACUGUCACAGAAAGACCCCAUAUAACAGAGGAAAACACUUUCGAAGCCACUGCCUCCACCACCACCACCACUACCACCACAACUACCACAUCACCCUUACCUGCAACCUCAUCCUCCAGGUUCAGCAGCACCAUCAGCAGCUCUGCUGCCGAGUCACCUACAGAUGCCACCAUCUCGUACACUGUGCCCUCCACCACAGCCUCCACCCCGGCCCCGCAUACCAGUGCCACGCUCCCAGCUCACCGUGAAUCAUCGAGCCAAACCCAGGGGCCCUCAACUGGGGUGGAUAACCCCACAAAAGCCACCACCCUGCAAAUAGAAACAAGUACGGGCACUCUGGGAGUCACCACAGCUCAUAGCCAGCAUAUCACCACCACCUACACCCACAGCACCCCGACUAAGAGCACAGAGGCUCUGCAGACCGUCGGGAAACAGGCGGACAGAGGAACUACAGAGCUGGUGGUGACGACAACACCCACUGACGUCAGAUCCACCAGGGCACCACCACCGCUGCCACCACCAAGAAACCCCUGUGUGUCAAACCCUUGCAUGAACGGAGGGAUGUGCGUGAGCGAUAAAGAGCAUCAGUACACCUGCCACUGUCAGCAGGCAUGGACAGGACCGAACUGCAGCCAUGAUGUGGAUGAGUGUGAGAGGGACCCCUGUCCGGUCGGAUCCAGGUGUGUGAACACGCGAGGCUCCUUCAGCUGUGAAUGUCCGCUCGGCUUCGACCUGGAGGACGGGCGCACCUGCACCCGAGCAAAGACGUUUCUGGGAACAUUCAGUGUGAACAGACUGCCGCAUGACCCCAUCGUCUUCAAGAGCACCACCAUGCACGAGAUCCAGAGAGAGAUCAUUAAGCUGCUCAACGCUUCGUUGUCCGUCCUCGAAGGUUACAGCCGCUCAGUGCUGAGUAAUAAAGGAGAGGACGGGUUUCGCAUCUUAGCCGUCAACAUGUUUUCCAUCUCCACCGACGUGACGAGUGCUGAGGUCUACAACAGCAUCCAGAUGUCUCUCAGCAACUGCAGCUCCUCCCUGGCCCACUGCCGGAUGGUGCUGCACCACCAGCUCACCUAUCACGUUGAAAGUCUGUGCGUGGCCCAGAAGACUCAGUGUGACACGGAGCGCUCCACCUGCUCCGACAGCAGCGGCACCGCCCAGUGCCAGUGUCUUCAAGGUUACUACAAACAUAACCCAGACGACCUGUCCUGCUUAGAAUGUGGGGAUGGCUACAAACUGGAAAACGGCACCUGCGUUCAGUGCAUGUUUGGAUUCGGAGGAUUCCAGUGUGGAAAUUUUUACAAGCUGAUUGCAGUCGUGGUGUCACCUGCAGGGGGCGCUCUGCUCCUCAUCCUCGUCAUCGCUCUCAUUGUCACCUGCUGCAAGAAAGACAAGAAUGACAUCAACAAGAUCAUCUUCAAGAGUGGAGACCUGCAGAUGUCCCCGUACGCAGACUUCCCUAAAAGUAACCGCAUAUCCAUGGAGUGGGGCCGGGAGACCAUAGAGAUGCAAGAGAACGGCAGCACCAAGAACCUGCUGCAGAUGACCGACAUUUACUACUCUCCUGCGUUACGUAACUCUGACCUGGAGAGAAAUGGACUGUAUCCAUUCACCGGCCUGCCGGGCUCUCGCCACUCAUGCAUCUACCCCGCCCAGUGGAACCCCUCCUUCAUCAGCGACGACUCACGAAGAAGAGACUAUUUCUAACCGCCCCUCUUUGAAAUCAAAACACGCACACACUCACACAAACACAGAAACGUAGCAUACACUGACGAUUGUGAUGUGUCACGGUGAUGCUAAUGUGUGAGCCACACUGUUUCGGAGAGCCCAUCUGCACUCGUGGCUGCACACCAUGUAAAUGUGUGUGUGUGUGUGUGUGUGUGUGUGUGUGUGCAUGUUACCAAAGUGCACAUUUUUUGCAAGUAAAAUGUCUCCUGAGAGACAUCUCCUGUUCUUGUAUAGCCAUUUAGGUGUUUUUGCAUGUUUUGGGUCAUUUACUUCAGCUCACACAUCACACUGCUGCUGUCGCGUUAAAUACUUGCUUAAUGUGUUUUUCCAGCCUUUCCAGGGAGCCACUGAUUUUCAUUUACUUCACCAUGCGAUGAAAAACAAUUUGCAGACACUUGAAACAUGCUCGCGGUAGUCGAUCCAUGUUGGUGAACAUCACAUCCGCCGGUUAUGUAUGUUGUCGCUGCCUGGUAAUGUAGCGCAGAUUCUCUUUGAAGAAUCUGGACUGCAGUAAUGCAUUCAAGAUAUGAUGUCCCGUCAUUAAUUCACAGACUGUGACAUUUAGGAAUGUAGGAAAAACACAUUUGAACUAAACAAAACAAACAAACAGCAGCAAUGUAAAGCUUAUGUGGUGUGUAGCUAAUAGACUAGAACAUGCAAAAAUAUCGAAAUGGUCCUUUAAGGGGAGACGCAACAGGUGAUUAGGGUAAAAAGAAGAAAAAAUCUGAUAUUUGCUAUAUAAUCCAAUUAAAUAUGCACUGAUAUCUGACUUAAAAUGUAUUUAUUGGAUGUUUUCUUUCAGAAAGAAGACAUUUAAUGGAAGCAAAGUAGCCCCAAAUCUUUAAAAAAAAAAUGCUUUUUACCUGUAGUGUCUCCCUAUAAAUGCUGAAGUAUGGAUGAAAUGCCACUGCUGUGAUUAGAAAAUAAUCAGUUUAUUUCUUAGAUAAUAGUCUGAGAAUAAAGUAUUGAUGGAAAGGACAAGAACAAACCACUGAAGGAUGCACAAAGUUCCGUUUUAUGCCAAAAGAAGAUGAGGAACGACUCUGAAUUCUGAUGCCAGCCUUUAUUUAUUCCCCUGUAUGACUGAGUCCUCGACAUGUAGCACAAUGGACAUCUCAUACACACACACUGACAGACCUGAGAGGGAUAAACCUGUGUGUGUUUUUAUGUGCGUGUGACUUAGAGAGUGUGUGUCUGAAGUAUUAGAGGUGUGCGAAUGUGUGUUAGGAAUAAUUAUCUGUAUACCAGAAGGAUCAUAACUGUCGAUGAGUGUUUGAAUGUAUAGAUGUAUCAUUAUUAGUUUGCUGGGUUUUUUUUCUGACAUGGAGUAUUAUUUUUAUGUGAAUGUUUCCUUUUUUUUUGAUCUGUUGAUUCUGGCGUUUUAGUCAGACGUGCUUAUUUAAAUAAAAAAAAAAAAAUACGAAA
Molecule: messenger RNA, 4143 nt
Organism: Acanthopagrus latus (yellowfin seabream)
Lineage: Eukaryota; Metazoa; Chordata; Actinopteri; Spariformes; Sparidae
Gene: heg1
Product: heart development protein with EGF-like domains 1
Exons: 13
Coding region: 205-2697 (830 amino acids)
Biological process (GO): heart development
Molecular function (GO): calcium ion binding
Source: RefSeq, a predicted model, not a curated record